Molecule: messenger RNA, 1727 nt
Organism: Microtus oregoni (creeping vole)
Lineage: Eukaryota; Metazoa; Chordata; Mammalia; Rodentia; Cricetidae
Gene: Gclm
Product: glutamate-cysteine ligase modifier subunit
Exons: 7
Coding region: 359-1183 (274 amino acids)
Biological process (GO): glutathione biosynthetic process
Cellular component (GO): glutamate-cysteine ligase complex
Molecular function (GO): glutamate-cysteine ligase catalytic subunit binding; enzyme regulator activity
Source: RefSeq, a predicted model, not a curated record
GCCCCGCCCCUGGGCCGCCGCGGGACGAGUAACGGUUACGAAGCACUUUCUCGGCUUCGGUUUCUGCUUAGUCAUUGUCUUCCAGGAAACAGCUCCCUCCUGGCGGCGGUGGCCGCCGAAGCCGCAGCGGCCCUCCGCGCCAGCGCCUCCCUCCGGGACCGCCUCUCGGUCGCCGCCCGGCCUCCUCGGGCCCGAGCGCACACACCGGGCUGUGGCCGCGCGGAGUCGGCAGCCUCGCGCUCGCCUCUCGGGCCUGGGACACCGCGCCCUGCGUGGCCUCCGUCUUCCCAGCCCGCCCCGUCCGUGGCCCCGUCGCUCUCCGGUCUCCCCCACCACCCCCUUCAAGGCGGCAGCUGCCAUGGGCACCGACAGCCGCGCGGCCGGGGCGCUCCUGGCGCGGGCCAGCACUCUGCACCUGCAGACGGGGAACCUGCUCAACUGGGGCCGCCUGCGGAAAAAGUGCCCGUCCACGCACAGCGAGGAGCUUCGAGACUGUAUCCAAAAGACCUUGAAUGAGUGGAGUUCCCAAAUCAGCCCCGAUUUGAUCCGGGAGUUUCCAGAUGUCUUGGAAUGCACCGUGUCCCACGCAGUUGAGAAGAUAAACCCCGAUGAAAGAGAAGAAAUGAAAGUGUCUGCAAAGCUGUUCAUUGUAGGAUCAAAUUCUUCAUCAUCAACUAGAAGUGCUGUUGACAUGGCGUGCUCAGUCCUUGGAGUUGCGCAGCUGGACUCUGUCAUCAUUGCUUCGCCUCCCAUUGAAGAUGGAGUGAACCUUUCCUUGGAGCAUCUGCAGCCUUACUGGGAGGAGCUAGAAAACUUAGUGCAGAGCAAGAAAAUUGUUGCUAUCGGCACCUCUGACCUCGACAAAACACAGCUGGAGCAGCUGUACCAGUGGGCACAGGUAAAGCCAAAUAGUAAUCAAGUUAAUCUUGCCUCCUGCUGUGUGAUGCCACCAGAUUUAACGGCAUUUGCUAAACAGUUUGACAUACAGCUACUGACUCAUAAUGACCCAAAAGAACUGCUUUCUGAGGCGAGUUUCCAAGAAGCUCUUCAGGAAAGCAUCCCCGACAUCGAAGCCCAGGAGUGGGUGCCAUUGUGGCUGCUGAGAUAUUCCGUCAUUGUGAAAAGCAGAGGAAUUAUCAAGUCAAAAGGCUACAUUUUGCAAGCCAAAAGAAGGGGUUCUUAACUACAACUCAAGCUCAAAACUUAUUGACCUGUAUUUAUCUCAGACAUAAGAUAAAAAAUUCGUAAGAGAAAAUUGAGAUGUGUAAAAAAAUCUAGCUCUUGCCUAUAACAGGUGUCGUUGAGGCAUUAUCUUCAGUUGUCUGGCAGUGUGUUGUCAAGGUUUGAAUACUUCUGCCUUUGCCUCAGCACUCACGGGAACCACUGUAUUGUUUUCAUUAAACUAUUGUUUUCUAACUGAAAUUGUCUAUAAAGAAAAGUACUUGCAAUAUAUUUCCUUUAUUUUUAUGAGUAAUAGAAAUCAAGAAAAUUUGUUUUUAGAUAUAUUUUGGCUUGGGCAUCAGGGUGAUAUAUACAUAUUUUUUAUUUCCAAGAUUCAUUAAUUGCUUCUUACUCUAUACUCUAUAACUAAGCAAUUAAAUUACAGUUGUUAAACAAGAUACUGGAAGAUAUUUUUUCCUGUCAUUGGCAAAAUAAUCUAUCUCAGAGUAACUACAGCAGCUGCGAUCUACUAGUAAUGUAAAUAAAAUUCAUUCUUUGAUCCAUGA